GAAAAUAAAUUGCAAACAGCUAACAGAUUUUAUGUGGAAAACAUUUCAGAACGUUUUAUAUAUAUAUAUAUUUAUAUAUUCAUAUAUUCUUUUUAUUAUUAGCACUAUAAGCUUGACGUGAAGUUCGAAGUAAUGUUAUUUGGUGCAAAAUUGAUUUUUCUUGAAGAAUAUCCGAAAACUUACAAGAAAUGUAAUUUAAAUAUAAUAUGCGUAACAAUAAAACAAUUCGAGAUCGUGGUAGGGAAAGUUAAUGUUUUCAGAAUGGUUGUUUCCUUGCUGAUAUUAUUGAUGGCUCAAGGUGGCGCAGCAGAAUGUCCACGACCGUGUUUGUAUUUAACUAAUGUAUCCUCUAUUUUUCGUUUUCCGUUAAAUUCGUCCUCGGGAUUACCAGAUAGCAAGAAACCGCAGAUUAUUUUUAAAUCUAAAGGACAUAUUCGCUCCCUGGAAGUUGAUCAAGUCAACGAACAGUUAUACUGGGGUGAUCUUCGACACAACACUAUCAAGAAAAGUUCAAUGGAUGGGUCGAACAAAACGACACUUUUCUCGUAUGCUAUUGGCUAUCCGCAAGGCAUAGCCGUUGAUUGGUCGUCUAAUAUUUUGUAUUGGACAGACAGCUUAAUGAAAAUGUUGGAACUCUCUGAUACAAGAGGUUUUAAUCGGAAAGUUCUUUUUAAGUUCAACAAUGGUGAUCAACCAAGAGGGAUAUGUGUUGACCCUAGCCACGGAUAUCUCUUUUGGACGGACUGGGGUGAAAAGCCAAAGAUUGAACGCUCAACUUUAUCGGGAGAUCAUCGAGUUACUGUAGUUAAUAAAACGAUUAAGUGGCCGAACGAUUUAGCCAUAGACUAUACUUCGGACAGAUUAUACUGGGUCGAUGCGUAUCGGGAUUUUAUCGAGUCUGUUUUGUUGAACGGGCGAGAUAGAAAAAAGAUUUUUAUUUCGUAUUCCAAAAGCAUUCAUCCCUACAGUAUGGCGUAUUAUGCUCCAAAACAUAUAGCAUUUUAUACCGACUGGUAUGAAGACGCUGUUUAUGCUCGUGGAAACAUCACCACUCGUUUGCAAUCUAAACUUUUGUUUCAGAAUUCAAAUAAAAAGAAAAAUAUUGGACAAGUGCGAAUUUUCGCAAACGUAAUCCUAAAAAAAGUAAAGAAACCUUGCUUAUCCAGUCAAAAUAAUUGUUCUCAUUUGUGUUUGAAAGCGUCUGAAAAUACGUUCGUCUGUGAUUGUCCAACUGGCAUGACUUUGUCAUCCACUUCGCCAACUUUAUGUGUUGAUGUAAAAAAAGAUUUUGAAAUCUACUUUGCUGACAGUCAUGCAAAAACUGUCAAUCACUUAGUGAAGUAUGUCAACCAGAGUGGUUUCAGUAUACGGCCUUUAGUGACGCCGUCGAACGAAAGGAUUGACUACCCAGUUGCACUAGAUUACGAUCCAUUGGAGGAAUAUAUUUAUUGGACAGACCGGAAAACUAAAAAGACUUAUCGCAUGAAAGAGGAUGGUAGUAACUACAAAGUCAUUAUGAGACAAACAUCCGGCGCAUCGCAUGGAAUUGCAGUAGAUGGCUUAAGCAGGACCAUCUUUUGGUUUAAUGAUAAUGGCAAAAAAUUAAUGAUGUCAUCUCUCGAUGGAGCAUUGACUAAAACAAUUCUAAAGACUGGGUUAGACAAUCCACGUGAUAUAGCUUUGUAUGAAGAGAAGGGUUAUGUGUAUUUUACCGAACAAAAAUAUCAUUACAUUGGGCGCAUCAACACAGAUGGUACUGGAAUGAUAUCCACACGAAACAAAAGGGAAGAUAUUCAUGCAACAGGUCUUGCUGUAGAUAAAAUUGAGGACAGGAUUUAUUGGUGCGACGAAGAGUAUUACAGUAUCGAAUCAACAGAUUUAAAUUUUAAAGACAAAAGAAAGAUUGUGCAACAAACUGUGUACCGAUUCGGUGUAUUUUGGAUAGUCAGAAACCAUGGAAACGUAGUAAAACCUUUUGGUCUCACUAUUCUUGGUGAAAAAAUGUACUGGACAGACUCAUAUAAACGAGCAAUAUUCUCAGCAGAUAAAAGAAGUGGUGGUAACAUCGAAUACAUCACAGGUGGACUCGAUCAUCCAAGAGAUAUGCAUGUUUACAGGAAUUAUUUGACAACAGAGUAUCGAAAGGUCUACAAAUUUUCUAUAUCUAAACAAUUUAUAAGACCUAACUAUGCAAGAUGCUCUCUAACCAAUGCCUGCACAUCCCGGUAUUAUACGUUCCUAAAAGAUCCAGCAAAAUGUCCACCAGGAUACAAAGACACUGGUGUGGUAGACAAUUGCGCCAACUGCUCGGAUGUGGUAGGAGGAAGAUUUAAAUGUCCAUGUACAAACUGGAUGACAUGCGCGCAAAGAGCUUAUGCUACAGUACAAGGAUGUCAUCCAAAAAAACCAUUCAUGAGGUUUAAAGUGCGGCAGUGCGUCCAAGAGGUAAAGCCGGGGGUAUGUCCAUAUAAAGCAAAAGCAAUAUGUGUUGCCGAUAACGAUCAAUGUAAAAAUGACGAUGAGUGCAAGGGCAGCAAAAAAUGUUGUCAAGCUGAAUGCGGGAGAGUAUGCUCUGAUGUUAUCCAGAAAACUGAUCAUCCGUGUACAAUUAAUAAUGGUGGAUGUAGCCAUUUUUGUCUUGCUAAGUCGAAUUCAUACGAAUGCACAUGUCCAGAUGGUAUGGGACUGGACCCGACUGGAAUGAACUGCAGUAGAUUAAACGAAACUCUUACUGAAGAUGUGUGUGCACUUCCAAAAGACAGUGGUCCCUGUCAUUCGUACGCAUCAAUAAGGAGAUGGUAUUUUAACUCAAAAACAAAGAAAUGUGAGCAAUUCAAAUAUGGCGGUUGUGGUGGAAACGAAAAUAACUUUGACAGCCAAGUACUUUGCGAACACGCAUGCGCAGGUGAAUGCCCAUCUGUCAGUGCAAAUCCGAAAUGUGAGGUGGUUGCACAACAAAACCAGUGUACACUGACGUCACCAUGUAAAGGGAAACAGCUUUGUUGUGGUCUACAGUCUUGUAACAAGAAGACAUGUCAAAACCCAGUUCCUAAGCCUUUACCAAAGUGCUAUCAACCAGCCGUCACUGGAAGAUGUGAAGCGCACAUCAAAAGUUGGUAUUUUGAUAUCAAAACAAAACAAUGCAAGGAAUUCGUUUACGGCGGCUGUGAUGGAAACGAGAACAGAUUCGAAAACGAGUUAUCUUGCUACAAAGCGUGUACCUAUAUUGUUUGCCAACAACCGAAAAAAGUGGGUCCAUGCAAGGGACAUCGCAGAAGAUACUAUUACAACAAUAAAAGCCAGAAAUGUGAAUCGUUUACUUGGGGAGGUUGCUUAUCGAACGACAACAAUUUCAAUUCGUCAGCUCAUUGUGUCUCGUACUGUAUGAAAGAUACUCCUGGCGGCUGUCAAUCAAGCCCAUGUAAAAAUGGCGGCACGUGUAGUGAGGCUGGUAGAUUUGGGUUUAACUUUAAGUGCGCGUGCUCAAAGAAGUGGGUUGGAAAGACAUGUACUUUGAACGCAGAGAAAGGAAAAGUGAUCGUGAAUUUCAGGAAAACGGAUCCUAAGUCAAGCAUAAGCAAAAAAGCUCUGGCAAGAAGUAUUGCGAACCGUUUCUCUGCGUAUUGCAUGCUCAAAUCGUGCUCAUUCACUUCCAAAGAACAUUCUAGAACACGCCGAACAUCCGUUGCCAUUCCUGUCUUUUUUGCGACAGACAUUGUUUUUUAUGAAUACAAAGACAUAAAAAAUAAAGUUUCUGCUGAAAUAUUGAUCUUAAGACCGAAUUGGUUCGCAAUGCCAAUAGAUGGUUACUUAUCUCGCUAUUCGGUUCAGGCUGGCUUCAAAGAAUACGGAGAAGCUAUUGCAACACCUCUUAAACUGAAGUAUACUGGCACCUCUAUCCCAAAUUCUGCACCACAAACAAAGAAGAAGACGAGCAAAAAAUCAACCAUGAAAGUGUUGACCAUACUUUUUAUUGUCUUCAUUUUGGUCGUGCUUAUUGCUUCUUUGAUCUGGUAUAUUAAAAAGAAGAAAUCAAAACCACCACCGCCCAACAACGAACCUGCCAGCGCAAGAAGCAACUCUGGUGUUCAUUGGUCGUUUGAAAACGAACUUUAUAACGAUGUAGCUGCUUCAACUGUGUCGUUACCACCGAGAUACAACGAGACCAACGAUCUCCAAACAAACCCUACUUCUAAUACAGCUGGUGCGACUGGUGGCGGAAUUACUGACGAAAAGGCAAAUUUGGGUAAUGAUUGGGUUAAAUUCGACAGUGAGGAAAAACCACCAAUCACGACGUUUGUAGAAGCACGACUCGCUGACCCAUACAAUAUUGAAGACGUGCUUAGCGAUCCGCCACCAGAUUACAGCUCCCGGGCGGCAACUCCAGCUUUAAAUCAUCAAGAGGAAUCAUUAACCCGGUUAGGGGAAUUACCACCUUACGCAAGUCAACCGAGCUUACAAGAUCUACCCGGAGAGCAGCCGAUUGUUAUGGGCUUGAGUUUGCCAAGGUCCGAAAAUGAUUCAGAGACUGUUACUCAACUGAGACACAAUGAUGUAUCAGGCAACUCAGAUGCAUAACUUGGAUAACAGUGUAUUCAACAAGGCUGCUUCUUACGUUUGAUAGACAAGCUUUUUAAAAGUGGAAGGAUUAAUUUAUUGCACGUGUUUUUAUAAGAAACCAGUACUUGAAACCUGUCUGUAUAUUUUUACCUAUUUAAUUUAUUUAGUAUUAACAUAUAGUAACUAUAAGAAGUUAAAGCGUUGUAGACGGCGCUGGCUGGAGUGUGCCAUGAACGGCGUUUUGGUGUGAGUAUGAUUGAAAAAUGUGUCAUUUGCUACAAUAACAGAAAAAUAUAUUUGAGGUUGGGUAAAAAAGCAAAAGAUAUAUUACUAGUCGCAAAGAAAGCUUAGCCGUUGUCCAGAAAACUUAUUUACAUAUACUAUAGAUGACUUGAUAUAAGCUUUGUUUAGAUUUUCUUCAGCAGGCAAAUACUUUUUUUUAACCAAUCAGAUCUUCUAAAAAGAAUUAUUAGCCAAUUGAAUUGUUUUAUUUUGCCUGCCAAAAAAAUAAACACAAAAAAAUUUAUCAAGAUAGCAAGUCAUCUAGUCCUUUUAUUUAUUUGAAGAAAAAAAGAAAGAUGUUAAAAAGUGACGAGUCGUCAAAAAAACGUUUUUAAGCUUUGGGAUUAAUUUUUUUUCGCUCGUUUCAAUGGGGAACUUAAAAUUAGGCAGGAGACCCAGUUUAGCUAAAAUUCCAGUGAAUUUUGAUGAAAAAAAAUAGGCUUACAUGACAUCCUCGUCACCAAGGUUAGUUGCGUGAUGUAAAAGCAAGAACCCCUGGGGACGAGGUUGAUAACAUAUUCGAAUUAAAACUCCUGGGUAGAAAAACGUUUUUGUUGUUGUACUUUUUGUUUAUUACUCUUGUAAAUAAAUUUACUCACUAUUUUAUUACUAUUAA
Molecule: messenger RNA, 5458 nt
Organism: Hydractinia symbiolongicarpus
Lineage: Eukaryota; Metazoa; Cnidaria; Hydrozoa; Anthoathecata; Hydractiniidae
Product: low-density lipoprotein receptor-related protein 2-like
Exons: 18
Coding region: 133-4578 (1481 amino acids)
Cellular component (GO): extracellular region
Molecular function (GO): serine-type endopeptidase inhibitor activity
Source: RefSeq, a predicted model, not a curated record